This is a messenger RNA of Lachancea mirantina, 915 nucleotides long. NCBI's taxonomy places the organism in Eukaryota, Fungi, Ascomycota, Saccharomycetes, Saccharomycetales, Saccharomycetaceae. The record is from the annotation of a GenBank genome assembly.
AUGCCUAAGAUUUUAGUUGUAUUUGGAGCGACGGGGAACCAAGGCGGUUCUGUAGUCGACAGCGUUCUGGAAGACGCGACGCUUUCGAAGAAAUACCAGGUGCGGGCCGUCACGCGCGACGCGUCGUCGGGCGCGGCCCAAUUGCUGAGGAACAAAGGCGUGGAGGUUGUAGAGGCCAGCUACGACGACGAAAGAGCAGUCGCAGCCGCGCUGAAGAACGCACACACCGUGUUUUCAAACACGGUGUCAGUUUUCGAUGACGACGAGGCGGAGACCCUUCAGGGCAACCUGAUCGCAGACCAAGCGGUCAAAGCCGGCGCCGUUUUCCUAGUGUGGAGCGGUCUUCCGUCGCCCGCGAAAAUUUCGCAGGGAAAGAACGCGCAAGUGAUAAGAUUCGAGACCAAAGUUGCUGUGGAGGAUUAUAUCAAGACGUUGCCCAUUAAGAGCGCUUUCUACUGGCCAGCGAUCUUCAUGCAGAAUCUUUGGGGCCCAUACCGGCCCCAACCCGCUGGCGACGGCCGUUAUGUCCUUCGGAAUCUAUGGAACAGGGACACGAUGCUCCCGCUGAUCGAUCCAAGGGACUCGGGCAAGUUUGUCGCGCCGGUACUCGCAGACCCAGAAUUUUUCGCAGGUAAGCACAUUGCGGGCGUCAGCGGCGUGUACACACCGGUACAGUUUGCAGAGACCGUUGGCGAGGCGACGGGCAAGCACGUCGAGUACGAGCAAGUCACUGACGAAGAGUUCAAAGCGUUAUACCCAGAAUUGGUCAGCAUGAUGCAGCAUUUCCGGGAAUACAGUUACUACGGACCAACGCAACCCGAAGAGGUUAAAUUUGCACUAGAGCAUGCGACCUCCGAGCCAAAAACGUUGCUAGAAUUCCUGGAAAAUACCCCACUGGACUUGGGCGACGUCUAA